Ficedula albicollis (Collared flycatcher) is the source of this 4178-nucleotide messenger RNA. It is a transcript of the gene UBXN2A, whose product is annotated as UBX domain protein 2A. Lineage: Eukaryota; Metazoa; Chordata; Aves; Passeriformes; Muscicapidae. Gene Ontology annotation, cellular component: cytosol; nucleus. Bases 2294 to 3175 code for a protein of 293 amino acids. Gene Ontology annotation, molecular function: ubiquitin binding. Gene Ontology annotation, biological process: membrane fusion; Golgi organization; proteasome-mediated ubiquitin-dependent protein catabolic process. The record is from RefSeq and is a predicted model, not a curated record. The transcript has 8 exons.
UCAGGUGUCGCAGCUGCGGGAUUGUCCCAGAAUAGGUCCUUUGACCUGCUGUGCAUGAGGCUAAUCCAUAGAGCCAAGGUGCUUGAUUUAUUUGCAGUUCUGAGCAGGAAGAAGGGCUAGGUAGUAAAUCCGCAAAGCCAGAGUGACGACUAUCAAAACUUCUCACUAUUUAUACGUGUUAGCAAACAUAGACGUUAAUGUUCACUGGCUACAAGUUUGCAUAGUUAUCUUACUAAUGAGUAUUCAAUCUUUUAUUGGUUAAAUUAUUCCCAUGCUUCUCAUGCUAAGUAGCCUGUGUGUUUGGUCUUUUGCUUCUUUCAGGUGGGUUGUUUUCUUGAGUAGGUGGUCUGUGAGUUGCUGGUCAUGAUUUUACCCUGCCGGAAUUACCUUUUACCCACUUGAAAGUGAUUUCAGCACAGUUGCUGAGCUGGCUUUAUUAGUUUCUUCCUUGUCGGAGUUUUGCCCGAUGUCCUUGUGGCCUGUGAAUUGUGCCUUCUUUACAUCCACCAUCAGUGGUACAUCCUCCUUCCCAAGCUUUGUUAACCUCCCCUUAGGUCUGAGAUUCUUGAAGCAUGUCAAGUUCUAAGCCUUAACAAGGCAGUUCUACAGACAAGUAAUUUAUCUUUCUAGCACCUGGAUAUCAGGUUGGGGACAGGUUUCUUUCGAGUGUACAGCUCCUUUAGCCAGCUGGAGAGGAAGCACAAAUGCUAUGGUUUGUACCUGAGCACAUCAGUCACGUUCAGGCCAUUAGGUUUGAUGCUCAUCUCAGCGUUAAUUUGUACUUGCCAUUUCUCUGUAGCCUUCUGUCUCUCUGUGGCACGGUACAGUGCAAUUUUCAGCUGUAAUUUCUGUGCUGUGCAGGGACAGACUGUGCUGUGCUGCGAGCAGCUCUCAACUGGAGAGCUUGUUCUGCCAAAGUUAGUAAGGGUUUAGCAGGCUUUUGGGGGGGGCUGAAUGUGUUUCUGUGGCUAUUUCUGCCCUUCACAUCAAGGAAAGCCUCACAGAUUCUGUUUUAUUUUUCUUGUGUUGAAAUAACUCGAAGUAUGGGCUCAAAAGUAUUGACCAUAAAAUGAUUUGCCAAAACAAAUAUGCCUAUUGAAGGCUGCCUGUUUGGAAGCCCUGGCUGUGAAAGGCCACUGCUGGAUCAGUGUCCCAUGUUCGUGGGGCUGGAAAGCCCCUGGGGCUGUGUGGGAAUGGCCAGGAGUAUCCUAACCCCAGUUAAUAGAUGGAGCUGUGGUGGGCUGCUGGCAUUUGCAGCUUCUUCCCAUGUUUUAAAUUUAGUUUCUGGGGGUGGUAGUUCUGAGGAACUUUUUGCCACUGACGCAAAAAUUACGCACCAAAAUUCUUAAUAUUUUAAACAGCAACUAGGGAUGUCUGUCAGAAGUUGGUGAGAGGAGGUGGUUUAUGCUGGCUGGGUUGGCAUGCUGAGCUAAAGGCUUGCAGUACGUUCUGAUUGCUGUGUCCUAAUGGCUUUUGGCUGUAAUAAACAUCAAUAUGCUGUGAAGGAUGAUUCUUCACCUAGAGAGAUUAACACAAACAUUUCCUCGAAGUGUAAUUGCUGUUGCACUUUAGAAGGAACAGCAGCUUUCACAGCUGACCAGUUUUGAAUACUAUUCAUGCACAUUUGAGGCCAGGCUAAUGUAGCCAAAGAGCUAAUUUGAAGAGAUGCUUCAUUGUGUGCGUUUCUUUUUCACAGCUCUGAUGACAAGUCAGAGAGGAUCAACAAAAGCAGAUGGAAGGAGGUGGCUCUUGUUGCUUUGGGGAGCAGCCUACUGGAGUGAAAGAUUAGAAGAUAAGCACAUGAACACAAACCACAACGAAUUGCAUUGGGCCAAACACAAAAAAACCGCUAUGUGCCAGAGUGUGUCAAAACUGAAUUUGAGAGAAGUUUGAAAAAAUUACACUUUUUAAGCAUUCCAGUUUCAUUCUGCUUACUUGAUACUGAGAGUUCUUUUUUUCCCAAGUGCAGUACGGAGUUCCAAGAGCAACAGACAGAUAGCAUAUAACAUCAUCAUGUACCAGCACAGGCUUGCCUGAUAGAGGUGUAGGACUCUGUGAGAACAUUUGUGGGGCAAAAAAAAGAGACUAUGCCACAUCUUGUGUGACACGUCAGAGAGCAUUCAAAAGUGACUGUAAUGAGAUCAGUGUGGGAUUCUUUUGACUCAGCAGACUAAUCCUGUAUCAUAUUUAGUACUUACAAAUCCAAGAUUUUCAUGCCAGCUGACAGUAGGCCAGAAAUGAUAAUUCACAGUUUCUGAGUUGCUGCAACAAUGUCUUGAGGGGAAGCACCAGAAUGAAAGACAUGGACAAUAUCAAAACUGUAAAGAAAGAAUGGGUGUGUAAAUCAGGGACCGAUGAUCAGAUUUUGAACGGUACAGAACAAAACUGUGACUACUUUGUAGAUAACCUAUUUGAAGAAGCUCAGAAGGUUGGUGCUAUGUGUGUGCCCCCAACUACAGUCAAGAACCAGGUUGAUGUAAUCAUUAAACUUUGGAAAAAUGGGUUUACGGUAAAUGAUGGUGAACUUCGGAGCUACACUGAUGUUGCAAACCAGCAGUUUUUGGAGUCCAUUAAAAAGGGGGAACUGCCUUUUGAGCUGCAAAAAGUUUUUGAUAAGGAGGAGGUAGAAGUGAAAGUGGAAGACAAAAAAGACAAGGUGUAUUUGUCAUCGAAAAAGCCAGUGUUUCAUCCCUUUUCUGGACAUGGUUAUAGAUUAGGAAGUGCUACUCCAAAGAUAAUCUCUAAAGUGGGAGAUGGUCAUCCAGGACCUGAUGAUAAAAGACACCUGCCUUUAGUACCCUUGAAUGAUUUGGAGCCUAUCACCAAUGUCCAGAUCUGGUUAGCUGAUGGGGAAAGGAUAAUUCAGAAAUUCAAUGUUUCUCACAGAAUCAGCCAUGUCAGAGACUUCAUAACAAAGUAUCAAGGAUCUGAGGGAAGUGUUCCCUUCACACUGACGACCUCCCUGCCUUUCCGAGAGCUGCGUGAUGAGACUCUCACACUUGAGGAAGCAAAGUUGCAAAAUGCUGUUGUUGUUCAGAGACUUCGGAAAACAGCUGAACCUUUCAGACUCUUAGUGAUAGAAGCACCUGACAAUGACUACAAAACUGCUGCUACACCUAAUGGACAACUCAGUAAUGAGCAAAAAAAUGCUGUCAAUAGUACAAGACCAAAUUAGCUUUUAACUGACCAAAAAUUAUCUGCAGGGUGAACUAGGCAAAACCAAAAACGUAACCAGCAAUAUGUGGAUGCCCUAACAUCCUCAUGCACUGUGCUCUUAGAGAGCAGAAUGGGUGCUGUGCUGUUGUGUGCUAUAAUUGAGGUAUUUUCAGCUAGAUUGGGUGGACAGAGCCUGGCUAUAUAAUAUAGCAGAGGUAACUGUACAGCAGAUUAUCCUUAGAAUUUCCUUAGGUAAAAAGCUUCUUAGUUAUUUAAUAACUGGGUCUAAGUGGAACAGUUCUCUGAGAUUUAACUACUGAUAGCACCUUUUAAGGAAAAAUAGUAUUUAUUUUUGCACUUUGGACUAAAGUGAAAUUUCACUUACAUUGUAGUGUAAACUGCUGCAGUUUGCAUUCUUCUCACAGUAGCUCUUCAACAGCCAGUACUGCAGGCAGGCUCACAUUUGAACUCUAACUUGAAAAUCUUCAGGAUGUAACUUUUAUCACGAGAUCUGCAGUGUAAUAAUGUUCUGUCAAGUCUUCACAUGGUGGUAGGUGCAUGUGUGAGAAGAUACAAAUGAGGUAGUCUGGUGCAUACUGCAUAUGAAGUGCCUCAAAGUAAGCUCUGAAGGAAUUGUUCUUAUCAAUGGUUGAAGUGGUUUCUGCUUCUUUUGGGCUGCUACAGGUGUCUUGCAGAUCAGGUGAUAUUAAACUACCUAGCUCAUUAGCAUAGGGACCCACUUGUAGCUUUGUCACAAGAGGGACACAGUUGUUUUUAUAUUUUUUAUCUGCCUCUGUCCUGAACUGCCCAUCUGAUGGAGGCACGAAUUGCAUGUGGUCAAGUUUCAAAGAUAUUAAAAAUCCUUACUUGAAAACGGAAGUUUUUCUCUCCACUUUGCUUCAUUUACAUCCAAAUCUUUUAUUUUGCUAUUCAUGUACUCAAGGCAUAAAGUUUGUAGCCAACUAUUCUGCAUUUUGCUAAAAGAGAAAACAACAUAAAGACUUAAUUUUGUACUGUGUUUA